Rhododendron vialii is the source of this 1015-nucleotide messenger RNA. RefSeq names its product protein C2-DOMAIN ABA-RELATED 7-like. The transcript is spliced from 3 exons. Bases 110 to 613 code for a protein of 167 amino acids. NCBI's taxonomy places the organism in Eukaryota, Viridiplantae, Streptophyta, Magnoliopsida, Ericales, Ericaceae. The record is from RefSeq and is a predicted model, not a curated record.
AAACGUGUACCUGAAAUUCCGAGAAAUCCUUCCUUCCUUCCAUUGUCAUUUCCUCUCCUUUAAACUUAUCUGCAACCACCACCAAGAACCCGUUUAUUUCUUCACAGAAAUGGAGAAUUUGAUGGGUCUUCUGAGGAUUAGAGUCCGGAGGGGAAUCAAUCUGGUUGUUUGUGAUACAGUUAGCAGUGAUCCUUACGUCGUCGUCACCCUCGGAAAACAGGCAUUAAAGACUCGAGUGGUGAAGAAAACUUGUAAUCCAGAGUGGAAUGACGAGCUAACUCUGUCAAUUAUGGAUUCAAAUAUUCCAAUCAUGCUUACUGUGUAUGACAAAGACACAUUCACUGUAGAUGACAAAAUGGGGGAUGCAGUGAUAGACAUUAAGCCGUACAUAGAAUGCAUGAAAAUGGGAUUGCAGAAUCUCCCCAAUGGCACUAAAGUUGAAAGAGUUCAGCCAAACAGGGAAAAUUGCCUAGCUGAUGAGAGUUGCAUCAUUUGGAACAAUGGCAAAAUGUUUCAAGACAUGUGUCUUCGGUUGAGGAACGUGGAGCGGGGAGAAGUCGAAGUGCAAAUAGAGUGGAUUGAUCUUCCCGGUCGUAAAGCUUUCCAGUGUUGAGGUGGUAAGGUGUUACUCCUCUGGAUCAGCUUGCAGUAUGCUGUAGUCGAACAAGUUAGUAAUAACACAGAAAAGUGCAAGGAUGAGUGCAUGGAGAAUGAGCCUCACAUAUGAUAAUCUGUGUGCUUUCUUUGCACCUUUUCUAUUAUCGAACAUUGUUGGUUGUGACACAAACAUAGGUAUCGGACUGAUGAUGCAAUCUUCUAUAUGUUUGUCUAGGUAUAUGUUGCGAACGAGUCCAAUACGUAGCGUUGUCGAAACCAGACUGAUUUUUGUAUUUUUAAAACUGUAAUGUACUUUUAGACCAUAUACAUGACUCAUAUGACCUAAUUUUGAGUUCUGUUGUAAUAAGACCUCGAAAUCCCCUGCACGCUAUUGCAAUUCUGUAUUGUCUUUUGAUUA